This is a messenger RNA of Penaeus indicus, 684 nucleotides long. RefSeq lists its product as uncharacterized. The transcript has a single exon. The annotation marks the transcript as partial. The record is from RefSeq and is a predicted model, not a curated record. Lineage: Eukaryota; Metazoa; Arthropoda; Malacostraca; Decapoda; Penaeidae.
AGUAGUAGUAGUGGUAGCAAUAGUAGUAGUAGUAGUGGUAGCAAUAGCAGUAGUAGUAGUAGUAGUGGUAGCAAUAGUAGUAGUAGUAGUAGUGGUAGCACGAGCAAUAGCAGUAGUAGUAGUAGUAGCACGAGCAAUAGCAGUAGUAGUAGUGGUAGGAAGAGCAAGAGUAGUAGUAGUAGCACGAGCAAUAGCAGUAGUAGUAGUAGUAGCACGAGCAAUAGCAGUAGUAGUAGUGGUAGCAAUAGCAAUAGCAGCAGUAGUAGUAGUGGUAGCAAUAGCAAUAGCAGUAGUAGUAGUGGUAGCAAUAACAAUAGCAGCAGUAGUAGUAGUGGUAGCAAUAGCAAUAGCAGCAGCAGUAGUAGUAGUGGUAGUACGAGCAAUAGCAGUAGUAGUGGUAGCAAUAACAAUAGCAGCAGUAGUAGUAGUAGUGGUAGCACGAGCAAUAGCAGUAGUAGUAGUAGUAGUGGUAGCAAUAACAAUAGCAGUAGUAGUAGUAGUAGUAGUGGUAGCACGAGCAAUAGCAGUAGUAGUAGUAGUAGUGGUAGCAAUAACAAUAGCAGCAGUAGUAGUAGUGGUAGCACGAGCAAUAGCAGUAGUAGUAGUGGUAGCAAUAGCAAUAGCAGCAGCAGUAGUAGUGGUAGCAAUAGCAGUAGUAGUAGUAGUGGUGGUAGCAAUAACAAU